This is a messenger RNA of Lytechinus pictus (painted urchin), 3661 nucleotides long. RefSeq lists its product as uncharacterized. The transcript has 5 exons. Gene Ontology annotation, biological process: signal transduction. NCBI's taxonomy places the organism in Eukaryota, Metazoa, Echinodermata, Echinoidea, Temnopleuroida, Toxopneustidae. The coding region runs from base 72 to 1976 and encodes 634 amino acids. The record is from RefSeq and is a predicted model, not a curated record.
GUCAUGCUGGUUAUAAGGCCACGCUAGCCGGUAUCAAAGUCCAUUGGUGUAGAGUAUUCGUUACUGCUAACAUGGAAGAGGGACGAAAACUUACGGAGGAACAAUAUGAAAUUUAUGAAACCUCCUGUCGCAGGAUCGAUAAAUUUCUCCAGAAAUUCAAAGAGAAUCGAAGCCUGAAGGAUAUUCAUUUCAACGAAGGCAACAUCAUAUUAGAAGUAAUCGAGCAACUUGACCAAAGGGAUGUAAAAUUGGCAAUUAUCAAGUACUUCGCAUCUUGUGAUGAAAUCUUUGAAAUAUUUACAAUGGUUUGGGAAAAUCUUGUAAGUCUAAAAUUCUCCAAUCUUUUCAACUUCAGUAAGUUGGCACAAUUAGGGCUUGGUAUUGGCAACUUAACGGAUUUUUCUUAUGACUUCGGCUAUGCUUUUGGGGAGAAGGGCCUCCUAACCUUGCUCCUUCGAGAUAUCAAGACGAAAAAUCUUGGGGAUAGGCGAACAGGCUUCGCACUUACGAUUAUUUAUAACUGCUGUUGGAGAGUUCCAGAGAAUAGAAUCAUCUGUCGAGAGUACGUUGAUACCUUCCAGGAUUGUGCGCAAUCUAAGGACCCUGAAAUUCAGGCCGAUGCAUUCCUGACACUUUCUUACAUCGUUGACAAAUCGGAGGUCCACAAGAUAUCCUUAAAUGAGCCAUGUCUGAAGUUUCUCCUUUUGGCUCUCAAGUCGGCCUUGGGAUCACCGGACGGUCGGUCCCCUGUCUAUGGCUACUCGACAUUCGAGCUGCUCCAGGGACUCAACCAGCUCACCAUCAACGAUUCUAACAAGCUACUUGUCGUUAAGUUUGGAGGGAUUGAGGUCCUAGAGAGAAUCUUGGUGAGAGACGGAUCGAGCAACGAAGAAAAGCUUUGGGCUGCCCGAGGAGUAUGGCAAUUGGCUUUCAAAGAAUCAAACAAAGUAAAAAUACGGCACAGCACAGCAAUCAUCAAUGCACUGAAUAAGAUUCGGGGAACAACUGAUCAUUUUCGUCUCAAGGAGGCGUGCGCGAGUGCACUUUUCGUCAUCAAUGACGUACUGGACAUCGAUGACGAGUCCAAAGGUCACGCAUCUACUCGUGGAGAACACCGCCAAAGGUCGGUGAGGAGUGAGGAAUCGUCGGGUCAUGGCGAGGAAGGUCAUAUUAUGAUCAGCUAUCAGCAUGCCAGUCAGGAUCGUAUGCUGAUGGUCAAGAGCUACCUUGAGGAACAGGGGUACAACGUCUGGAUGGAUGUGGACAAAAUGAAAGGUGAUAUACUGGAUUCCAUGGCCAAGGCGGUUCAGAGAGCCGAGGUCGUCCUUGUUUGCAUGAGUCAUAGAUUUAAAGAGAGUCAGCACUGUCGCACAGAAGCAACUUAUGCCUACACCCUAAAUAAAGCCAUCAUACCUCUGAUGCUUCAAGACGGAUUCGCCCCAGAGGACUGGUUGGGAGCCUUGAUGGGGAUGAAAAGGUACUACCCGGUAUUUUCAGAUGAUCUCAUGAGGCAGUCUCUUCCAGACUUGAUCAGGGAACUUGGCGACAGAGGCAAGCGAGAGAAAACAAAUAUGGUCGUGCCAUCUCUGGCUGAAGUCACAGGUACGAGCCCUGUCGUAGUCCAUGGUCAACGGUCACAGGAAAAGAGAGCGGGAGACGACACAGACGGCAAUGGAGGAAUCACAGACAACCCAGUAGACAGCCAAGAACUGUUGCAUUCAAGCUCAUAUACCAAGCAUGCAGAUACAUGUAUAGCCACAUGGAAUGUAGAAGAAACCAUGGAGUGGCUAAGAUCACAAGGUGUCGAAACCAGUUAUGACAGUUUCAAGAAAGUGGAUGGCACUCGCCUGAGGCAGAUCAAGAACCUGCUCAACCUGGCGCCUGAAUUUUGCCUAAAAUCUCUGAAGGAGGAAUUGAGUCUUAGCUUGUGGGACGUCUUAUCGUUAGUUGAUGCGUUGGAGAAACUAGAGUUUUAACCCUAUCCAGCCCCCCCCCCCGGAUGCAAAAACAGUCUGUAACACGAAAAGAUCGCGCUGGGAUGUUAACUUUCAUGAAAUUUUGGUUCAAAUUUUGAGACUAAAUUCGCGAAGCCGAAGUUACGUAACAUUUUUAAGUGCAUGCCAGAUCCAAAAUUGCUGAUUUUAUGUACAAAUCCAAUGCAAGUUCUGUAUGUAUAGCCAAAAUUCAUCAAUGUAUCCUUAUUUCUAUUUUUACUGAUUAAAACCAAUGGAUAUCAUCUUUAAUUUAUGACUAAAAUAGUGUUGCCGACGAUUUCCAUCGAAAAGACAAUGAAAAACAUAAAAAAAUAGUAAAUACAAAAAAAUUAAAAACAAUAAAAUUUGAUAUUGCCAAUUUUAUAAUAUACAUUUGAUAAUAAUCCUAAGUAGAGUGUCUUUGCCAAAAUCUAGCAGUUUUGGGGCCAUAUUUAAAGAUUUACAGCCAAAUUAUGAUGCGUUAUUUAGUAUUAUUUAUUUAUUACAAAUAAAUUGACAAUAUGAUUGUGGAGAUUACGUCAUAAGUGACGUUCGGGCCAAUAUUCGUCGCGAUCGCGAGAUCAACGGCCGAGAUCAGGGGGGGGGGGGGGGGGCAAAACAGCCCCCGGGGGCUAUGCAAUUUCAAAAUAGCCAGGGCCAUAUAGGGUUACAAAUGUUCGCUAAUAUCGCCAAAUUGGUAUUGUAAUUCCAACAUUCGUCUACUAUCAUUUGGUCUACCAUCAGUUCGCCCAAUAUCCACAUGGUCUAAUUGCCAUUUCGUCCACUCACCAUGCCGUCUAAUAACCACUUGGUCCAAUAGCCAUUUAGUCCAUAUACCAUUCGGUCUAAUUAGCAUAAGUGUUAAUUGGGCAAAAUGAAUGAAAAUAAAACGAAUAUUAGACCAACUGGUCAUGAGACGAAAUGGUCAUAGACGAACUGGUGAUUAGAAGAAUCGGACCAAAUGGUUGUUAGACGAAAUGUUGAUGGACGGAAUGGCAUUCGACUAGAUGAAGGUAGAGCAUGUGAUGAGUGGACGAGUUGACAGUGGACUAAUUGGCAAUUUUAAUUAUUAUACUUCCACAUAACUCUACAUGGAAAAACAGUGUAAUUCAUUUUCAUUAUAAUUUCCUUUUUUUGUGAUUAACAUAAUAUCCCCUCUGCUUCGUCAUGUUUUCCUUAUCUCAUUCUUCCUAUACUUUCCUGUGCACUUGUUAAUAUCUUUAUCUUCUUUUCCUUUCCCUUUGUUUUCUAUCCUAUAGUUGUCUCUGUGUCUCACGUGAUACUAAAUAAAGAGUGAUUUUUAGGUGAUUAAUAUUUCGAAUUUUCUCUUUGACUUGUAAUGUAAAGAUAUAUUUUAAUCGUACACAUAAAAUGCAAAUACCAUGUCUUUGGUCUACGCUAUCUACUUUUUUACUACAUUGUCUUCUUCAUUCCCUUUCUUCGGUAAUUUCCAUUACUUUUCUGAACCAAGUUUAUUUUAUGUGAAAACUUUUUCUAUGAAAACCGUUGUCGUGAAUUAUUUUCAUUCACUGUUUUUAUUUCUGUAUAUGUCAUGUUUAUUAUGUAUGUACACUUUGACAGGGCUCCCUUGUAAAGCAGGCCAUUCGGCUUGAAUGGGACAACCCUGUCUUUUACAGAAAACGUGAAUAAAUAAGUCAUAUAUCUUGCCUAUAUACUCACACCUAUAA